AUGGGGGAGGGCGUCCACCAGCAGUACUACAGUAUCGUCUUGAAAACCAAGACUCUCAGACUUCCUAAGAGGGAGCUUUGCAGGAGUGCUUUGAGAGUGAAUGAGUGUGCUGUGUCUCGGUGCGCCUUCCAGAUGCUAACUGUUUCUCUCCUUGCUUUUCUGCCCUCAGAUGAACCGACUCCUAAGGAAGUCAGCAGGUACCAGGAUACGAACAUGCAGGGAGUCGUGUACGAGCUGAACAGCUACAUAGAGCAGCGGCUGGACACCGGCGGGGACAACCACCUGCUCCUCUACGAGCUGAGCAGUAUCAUCAGGAUAGCCACAAAAGCCGACGGAUUUGCACUGUACUUCCUUGGCGAGUGCAAUAAUAGUCUGUGUGUGUUCACACCACCCGGAAUGAAGGAAGGUCAACCCCGGCUCAUCCCCGCAGGGCCCAUCACCCAGGGCACCACCAUCUCUGCCUAUGUGGCCAAGUCUAGGAAGACUCUGUUGGUAGAGGACAUCCUUGGGGAUGAGCGGUUUCCCAGAGGCACUGGCCUGGAGUCAGGAACCCGAAUCCAGUCUGUCCUCUGCUUGCCCAUCGUCACUGCCAUUGGAGACUUGAUCGGCAUCCUUGAACUGUACAGGCACUGGGGCAAAGAGGCCUUCUGCCUCAGCCAUCAGGAGGUUGCAACAGCCAAUCUCGCUUGGGCUUCCGUGGCAAUACACCAGGUACAGGUGUGCAGAGGUCUCGCCAAACAGACGGAACUGAAUGACUUCCUGCUCGAUGUAUCAAAGACAUAUUUUGAUAACAUAGUCGCCAUAGACUCUCUACUUGAACACAUCAUGAUAUAUGCAAAAAAUCUAGUGAACGCCGACCGCUGCGCGCUCUUCCAGGUGGACCACAAGAACAAGGAACUGUACUCGGACCUGUUUGACAUUGGGGAGGAGAAGGAGGGGAAGCCCGUCUUCAAGAAGACCAAGGAGAUCAGGUUUUCCAUCGAGAAAGGGAUUGCGGGUCAAGUGGCAAGAACGGGGGAAGUCCUGAACAUUCCCGACGCCUACGCGGACCCUCGCUUUAACAGGGAGGUGGACCUAUACACGGGCUACACCACGCGGAACAUUCUGUGUAUGCCCAUAGUGAGCCGAGGCAGCGUGAUUGGCGUGGUGCAGAUGGUGAACAAGAUAAGCGGUAGCGCCUUCUCCAAGACAGACGAGAACAACUUCAAGAUGUUUGCUGUCUUCUGCGCUCUGGCCUUGCACUGUGCUAACAUGUACCACAGGAUCCGCCACUCCGAGUGCAUCUACAGGGUUACCAUGGAGAAGCUGUCUUACCACAGCAUCUGCACCUCGGAGGAGUGGCAAGGCCUCAUGCACUUCAACCUGCCAGCACGCAUCUGCCGGGAGAUCGAGCUAUUCCACUUUGACAUUGGUCCUUUUGAGAACAUGUGGCCUGGGAUCUUUGUCUACAUGAUCCACCGGUCUUGUGGGACAUCCUGGUAUGAACAACCUGUGGGAUUUCUUAUGGAUUGGGGGGGGGGCAACCUCCUUUGCCCACUUUUACCUAACCAGGUUCUUUGCUGUAACCAUAUCUGCAUUUUCUCUUACCUCUCCAAGCGCAAAGGCCUGCUAAUUGCAUGUCUGUGCCACGACCUGGACCACAGGGGCUUCAGCAACAGCUACCUGCAGAAAUUUGACCACCCCCUGGCAGCCUUGUACUCCACCUCCACCAUGGAGCAGCACCACUUCUCCCAGACUGUGUCUAUCCUUCAGCUGGAAGGGCACAAUAUCUUCUCCACGCUGAGCUCCAGCGAGUAUGAGCAGGUGCUGGAAAUCAUCCGGAAAGCCAUCAUCGCCACCGACCUCGCCCUCUACUUUGGGAACAGGAAGCAGUUGGAGGAGAUGUACCAGACAGGGUCGCUGAACCUCCACAACCAGUCCCAUCGAGACCGUGUCAUUGGCUUGAUGAUGACUGCCUGCGAUCUUUGCUCUGUGACAAAACUGUGGCCAGUUACAAAAUUGACAGCCAAUGAUAUAUAUGCAGAAUUCUGGGCUGAGGGUGAUGAGAUGAAGAAGCUGGGCAUACAACCCAUUCCUAUGAUGGACAGAGACAAGCGAGAUGAAGUCCCUCAAGGACAGCUUGGAUUCUACAAUGCUGUGGCCAUCCCCUGCUACACUACCCUGACGCAGAUCCUCCCGCCCACAGAGCCUCUGCUGAAGGCCUGCAGGGAUAACCUCAAUCAGUGGGAGAAGGUAAUUCGCGGGGAAGAGACAGCAAUGUGGAUCUCAGGCCCGGUCGCUGGCAAGAGCACAUCUGAGAAGCUGAACGUGAAGGUGGACGACUGAUCCCGAAGCGAUAUCUGCCCAGCAAUCGACUCAACCUGCUUCUGUGACUUUGUUCUUUUUAUCUCUAAUGUGAAAUAAACUCCCAAACACCUGUUUAUUGUA
Molecule: messenger RNA, 2427 nt
Organism: Grammomys surdaster
Lineage: Eukaryota; Metazoa; Chordata; Mammalia; Rodentia; Muridae
Gene: Pde10a
Product: phosphodiesterase 10A
Exons: 21
Coding region: 1-2325 (774 amino acids)
Biological process (GO): negative regulation of receptor guanylyl cyclase signaling pathway; signal transduction
Molecular function (GO): protein binding; 3',5'-cGMP-stimulated cyclic-nucleotide phosphodiesterase activity
Source: RefSeq, a predicted model, not a curated record